AUGUGUGGAAUUAUAGCUUUAGUCUGUUCAGAUCCGGAAGUUAACUGUGCAUCGGAGCUUUAUGAUGGCUGCCUUUAUCUUCAGCACAGGGGUCAGGAUGCUGCGGGUAUUGUGACGUGUGGUGAUGGUGGACGUCUUUAUCAAUGUAAAGGCAAUGGCAUGGCAAGAGAUGUUUUCACUAAAUCAAGAAUGAUGAAACUGGUGGGAAAUAUGGGUAUCGCUCAUUUACGUUAUCCAACGGCAGGUAGCAGCUCUAAUUCCGAGGCGCAGCCAUUUUAUGUUAAUGCCCCUUACGGUAUUUCGUUGGGUCACAAUGGAAAUUUGACCAACGGUGAGGAGUUAAAAAAGUAUAUGGAUGAGGUUGUUCAUAGACAUAUUAACACCGAUUCGGACUCUGAGUUGUUGCUUAAUUUAUUUGCUGCAGAGCUCGCAACUUAUGAUAAAUCUCGUGUUAACAACAACGAUAUUUUCAAAGCUCUUUCUGGCGUUUAUCAGAAAGUUCGUGGCGCUUACGCAUGCGUUGCUAUGUUGGCAGGCUAUGGUGUAAUUGGCUUUAGGGAUCCUCAUGGAAUCAGACCUUUGGUUAUUGGCGAAAGACUCAAGUCUGAUGGUACGAGAGAUUACAUGAUUGCUUCUGAGUCAGUGGUCUUGAAAGCCCACGACUUUAGGGUUUAUCGUGACAUAAUGCCAGGUGAAGCCGUUGUCAUUCCAAAACAAACCAUGAUUCCAGAAUUUAGGCAAGUCACACCAAUGCAAUCAUACACUCCGGACAUUUUCGAGUAUGUUUACUUUGCCCGUCCUGAUUCUGUUUUGGAUGGGGUGUCGGUUUAUCGUGCAAGAUUGGAGAUGGGUACCAAACUUGCGCAACACAUUGAAGCCAGCUUCAGGAAACAGAAUAUGGAUGUACAUAAGGAAGUGGAUGUUGUUAUUCCUGUUCCUGACACGUCAAGACAUGCCGCAUUACAAUGCGCUGUUACUUUAGGGUUACCUUACAGGGAAGGCUUUGUGAAGAAUAGAUACGUUGGGCGUACCUUCAUUAUGCCUGAUCAGAAACAAAGACAAUCGUCUGUCAGAAGAAAGUUGAAUGCAAUGCCAUCCGAGUUUUAUGGGAAAUCUGUUCUAUUGGUGGAUGAUUCUAUAGUUAGAGGAACCACAUCGAAGGAGAUUGUUUCUAUGGCCAGAGAAUCAGGAGCUAAAAAGGUUUAUUUUGCAUCUUGUGCUCCAGUCAUCAGAUAUAAUCAUAUAUACGGAAUCGAUUUGGCAGAUAACAAACAGCUUGUCGGAUUCGGAAAGACAGAGGAACAAAUAUCGCAGGUUCUUGGCGCUGAUAAGGUUUUCUACCAAAAGCUCGAAGAUUUGGAGGAGUGUUGCAAAAGAGAUAACGAAAUCAAGGAUCAGGAAAUGCGUUUGGCAUUGACUCCUGUCAUUUCUGAUAAUGAUGAAAACAUGAAGUCAUAUAUAAAGUCCUUGGACCCAAUGCCUGAGUUUGAUGGCUUUGAGGCCGGUGUCUUUACUGGAAAAUACGUUACCGGCGAUGAAACCGCUUACCUGAAUUAUGCAGAAAAAUCUCGAGCCCGCAACGAACAGCUAAAGCAGGUCCAAGCUAAACUAUCAAACUUGAAGAUGCUUGAUUUAGCCGAACUCAAAGCGCCAUCAGAAAUCAACAUAUACAAUAGUGGUGAUUAUUGA
Molecule: messenger RNA, 1689 nt
Organism: Brettanomyces bruxellensis
Lineage: Eukaryota; Fungi; Ascomycota; Pichiomycetes; Pichiales; Pichiaceae
Exons: 1
Coding region: 1-1689 (562 amino acids)
Biological process (GO): purine nucleotide biosynthetic process; purine nucleobase biosynthetic process
Cellular component (GO): cytoplasm
Molecular function (GO): amidophosphoribosyltransferase activity
Source: RefSeq, a predicted model, not a curated record